AUGGAAGAAGAAGGAACGCCGACCGUUAGUUUAGUAUCAUGUAUGCAUUUCGUACGUCGUGGUGUAGCGAAAGCAGUUCCAGAAAAGAUUGAGUUAACCGAAAAAGAAUUAGAGAAAAUAAUAAAACAGACAGCUGAUGAAUUACGAAUAACAGAAGCUGGAGAUGAUCAAAGUGAUGAAGAUCAUGAAAACGCAGAAGCACCUAGCGACCCACCAGCAGAUCCAAAUGAUGAAUUUAAUUUUGAAAAUUAUGACCAGGAAGACUCGACAAAUCCUGUGGGUAUUGGCACAAUAGCAACACUUCCAAACUUAGGAGACUUGGGUGAUAAUAUUCAAAUACGAACAGAAGGACCCGAUAGUGAUGAAGAGGAUGACAUAAUUAAACCCGAUGACAAUCUGCUAUUAGUGGGACAUGUUGAAACAGAUGCCAGUGUAUUGGAAGUUUAUAUUUACAACAAAGAAGAAGGAUCAUUCUAUGUACAUCAUGAUAUUAUAUUGCCAUGGUUUCCCCUUUGUAUUGAGUGGCUGAGCCAUGACCCCACGGACCCACAACCUGGUAACCUCUGUGCUCUAGGUGGUAUGGAUCCAGUUAUACAAGUUUGGGACUUGGAUAUUGAAAAUUGCCUCGAGCCAGCUUUCAAACUCGGUAAGAAGCCGAAUAAAAAGAAGAAAACAAAAAGAGUUGGGCAUAAGGAUGCUGUGCUAGAUCUUUCAUGGAACAGAAAUUUCAGCCAUGUCCUUGCGAGUGGGUCUGCAGAUAACACGGUGCUCUUGUGGGACCUAGACCAGGGCACGCCGCACACUAAAUUGGAUUAUUUUGAAGAUAAAGUCCAAUCGCUGGCCUUCCACCCGCUAGAAGCCCAAACCCUGGUGUCGGGCGCGUGCGACGGGCGCGCGCGCGUUACGGACUGCCGCACCCCGCGCGCGCACCGCGCCUGGGCGCUGCCCCCCGAGAUAGAAAGGGUUGUGUGGGACACUAACAACCCUUUCUGUUUUGCUAUGAGUAACAACGAAGGCAAGGUAGCGUAUGUGGACUGCAGGCAGGACGAGCCAAUGUGGACGGUCAGCGCGCAUGAGAAAGAAGUUACAGGUCUUAUUUUAAGUGAAAACAUGCCUGGACUAAUGAUAACCGUCAGCUCCGAUGAAAAACUUAAAACUUGGGAUAUAUCUGGGUCGGCCCCGCUGCAGAUUAGCGAGCGCACGUGCAAGGUGGGGCGGGCGCUGUGCGCGGCCGCCUGCCCCGACGCGCCGCUCGCGCUCGCGCUGGGCGGCGACAACAAGCAGUGCUACAUCGAGAUGCUCGACCUUACUACCAAUGAACAAGUGAUGAAUCGUUUCGGUGCGCGGGCGCAGGCGUCGGGCGCGGCACAGAGUAAUGAAGCUAUGGAAACA
Messenger RNA from Brenthis ino (lesser marbled fritillary), 1392 nucleotides. The record is from the annotation of a GenBank genome assembly. Lineage: Eukaryota; Metazoa; Arthropoda; Insecta; Lepidoptera; Nymphalidae.